AUGUGGCUAGUAUGGCUGUGCAUUGCGAUGGGGCCAGCUCUCGCUUAUAUUGAAGAGCCAUAUCACAACCCAUAUAGACAUACUGCUCGUUGUUUUUCUUGUAUGUCUAAGCUAUAUGAAGCUGUAUGGCCAGCAUUAUCUCAUAUUUAUAAAAAACCUAAAAAUUUUACAGAUGAUUGUGAUGAUGAACAUUUGAUGGAAGGUCGAGUAGCUGUUGUUCAUUGCUCAACAAUUUGUGUUUCAAUGUAUGAACAACCUAAUAUUGCCGGUGUACGGAUCCGCGGUCACAUACGUGGUUGUAUGAGCGAAGUUCUUCUGAAUGGUUUCAAUACGACAAUAGUUAAUUGGUAUCGUUGGAUGCAUAGAGAUUCCUGUCGUCCGUAUAGGAAAAAAGAUUUAUUCAAAUUAACAGAUCAAACAAAUGAUGAUUCAACCAUCGACGUUUGUACAUGCUAUUCCGAUUAUUGCAAUGGCAAUUCAGCUUCAGUCUAUACAUUUCCAUUAUUACUAUUCAUAUCUUCGGUCAUAUUUCGAAGUAUAUGGAGCUAA
Auanema sp. JU1783 is the source of this 549-nucleotide messenger RNA. The record is from the annotation of a GenBank genome assembly. NCBI's taxonomy places the organism in Eukaryota, Metazoa, Nematoda, Chromadorea, Rhabditida, Rhabditidae.